CCGAAAACAUGAAACAUAAACCGAACCUAAGUUAAAAAAACCCGAACGGGUUUAGGAUUCAACUAGUCUGGAUACGUAAUGUGCCCAGUCCAUGGACCAGUCCGACGAAUCAGACCAGCAUGAAGAUCAUAACGUUCCAGACGUCCCAGUUGAGGUUCACUCUUCCAAUCAGACCAGACAGAGCGAUCGGGCCGUGUACCGACUCGACCCGUGAAUGUCCGGAUUGGAGCUUCGGCCAGAUCCAAGACCAGAUGAUCGAACUGACCGAACCGAAGCUCGUCUUUCCCGAACAACUCGACAAGCUAAGGCUGAUGUUCAAGCCAUAAUCAACUUAGGACGAGCCAAUUCCGAUUCAGACCGUGGCUUCUCUCUUUUGGCCCGUUUGGCUCGUACCAUAUGCACCGGCGACUGUGCUGAUGAUCUUGCUUCCUUGUUUGAUCCGAUUAUGGACUUCUCCUUUGGAUAUUUCACUAAGGCAGGGAUCCUUAAGCUCCCAGAAGACUUGGGCCAUGCUGGAACACAACUUGUCCAAUCCGAACUUCCUGCGGUCCUUGCUGAUUGUCCCGCUCAUGUACUGAUCUUUUCCAUCUUGGACGCAACCAGCUCGGACGAAUCUGGACAAGUGCCGAACAGUCAUCUUGACUAGUCUUCUCCUAUUUUCGAGCCUUGACCAGAUCUAGUCAAGUUUAUAUUUUCUAUUGCUUGUUUUUCUACAAUUUUAUUUAUUGUCUUUGACUACAAAACUCUAUAAGUAUGUAAUCUCUUCUAAGUAAUAAAGCAAUCGAUUUUGUCUAAGCUUUUGAGUUAAACUCUUUGUUCUUUGUCUAGAACUUUUCUUUGUUUCUUGGUUAGUCAAUCCAAGCAAAUAUCUCUCAAUUUGUUGGUCUUGUGAGUCAUAUCAAGCAACGGUUCGAGAUUCUUCUAUUGGUAGACUUGUGAGUCAUAUCAAGCACCAACUGAAGUCGGGAAUAUCGGAGGCUCUUCCGCAACCUUCGUGCGACCCAUCAAUCCAUCUAGUUCUCCAUCCGAAGUCCAUAUCAAAUCUGAUCCAGUCGAUUGAACCGAUCUUAGGGUCCUUCAAGUGGUAUCAGAGCCACUCGUCUGGUAUCUUCUGAAUCAUUCCAUCUUCUCAUCUUCCAUUUCUUCAUAAACACUUCUUCUUCUAUCUAUCUUGAAUCCGGGCCCCCCAUUACCAUCCAUUUAAAAAAAAAGAUCUACGAAAAAAAAAGAGUUUCAAGUUUGAUUUCUGGAUUGGUGGUGGAAAAGAAAGCCUGCUGGCUGAGGAGAAAUCCAGCCUUUGAGGUGGUUAAAACGGAUUCUAAAACCAAAAUCUCUUAUCUUUCUAUAUUGAGAAAUAUCCCUUGUGUUUGCUUCGAUUUGUCCAUUGGGAUUCUUAGAUCUGUUCUUCUUAUAACCUUGAGUGGAAACUUGUUUGUGUGACCAUCCAAAUUCUGAGAGAAACACGUAAGUGGGUGAGGAUCAAACACUUGAGAGAAUGAGGAUUUUUAUCUAUCGUUUUGUGUUUAAAAAAUUUCAGGAACCAUGAGUAGUGAUGAUGAACAAAAUCGUCUCGGAAACUCAGUUGCUGGAUUGUCUAACCUUCAAAUGCGUGCUUUGAAUGAUUCUAUGUCUAACAUGUUGAGCGCAUGUUUAGAUCAAAUUCAUCAGCGGCUUGAUGAGCUUCAGGCCAACCAAACUCAUCCUAGAACCGGAGCAAAAAGAAACCGUCCGCGAAGGAACAACCGGUCCGACGAUGAGAUCCAAGAAGAGGACUUCCAAGAGGAUGAGGCCAGAUCCGCAUACCAUCCAAGAAGAGGUCCUAGAAACCGAGAUCAAGGUGAUGUCAAUCCAUUUGCUAGAACUGGUCGUACUGAUGAUAGUUUGAACAGAUUGAAACUGAAAAUUCCAUUUUUCGAUGGCAAAAAUGAUCCUGAUGCAUUUUUUGAGUGGGAAAGGAAAAUUGAGCAUGUGUUUGAUUGUCAAAACUUUUUUGAACUUAGGAAAGUAAGACUUGCUGGUACUGAAUUCUCUGGCUACGCUAUUAAUUGGUAUGAUCAAGUUUUGACCCACAGGAGGAGAACAUGUGAACGGCCGAUUGAGACAUGGGACGAGCUUACCAUGCUGAUGAGGAAAUGAUUCGUGCCUGCUCACUAUCACCGCGACCUCAACCAUAAGCUAAGACGCUUGCUUCAAGGAAUCAAGUCUGUGGAAGAUUAUUACCAAGAGAUGGAGAUCUUGAUGAUCAAGACGGACACGGAUGAGCCUUUGGACGCCACCAUGGCUCGAUUUCUUUCAGGCUUAACUGUGACAUUCAAGACCGUAUGGGGCUUCAAGAGUAUGGUAGUGUGGAACAGAUGCUACACAAAGCCAUUUUGUUCGAGUAACAAAUCAAGAGGAAGAGUUGCUCAAAACUGGCCAUUACUUCCAAACCGGCCUUCUCUCCCAAAUCGGCCUUUGCUACUAAGCUAAGCUAUCAAGACAAAGGUAAGUCUUCUUCCACAACACAUAAUGCCUUUAAAAUUGAUGUUCCUGCUCGUGAUGACAAAGGAAAGGCAGUGGAGACAUCCGGUCGAGCAAGGGACAUUAGGUGCUUCAAGUGUCAAGGUCUAGGACACUUUGCUAUGGGCCUUAAAGGGUCUGAGCCCAUAGCAAGAACACGAGCUUGAGAGGGAGUCGCCGAGGUCGCGGGGAUCGCGUAACAAGAAACAAAGAUCUCGUAGCCACCACGGAGAUCUCGUGCUCGACGCACUAUAAAGGUAGAAGAAGAAGAAAUACGGAAGAGGACGCGUUGAAAACCCUAGAGAGAGCUACACAUUCAUAUCGACCUUGUUUUCUUCCCACCUUUUAGAUUCUUUCUUUACCGAUCUCAUUUGUAUCACUCGAUCUAGUUCAAUUCAUUGUAUUUGAUCUUAGUCAUCAAUAAAGUCCAUUUUCACCUACUGGAAACUGUUUAACAUCGUUGUGUUCUAAAGAUAUUGUUGCCUACAUCAUUUGUCUUCCCUAGAUCAAACCCCGAUCACUAUCAAAUACUUUGUGUAGAUUUUAGGUUCUACAUUUUGGCACCGACUGUGGGAAAGAUAAACGAAAAACAUCUUUUCUAAGAAAAUGAUCUAAGUUUCCUAAGCGCGAUUAUGGAUCCCAACCAAACAACCAGAACCACGUCGUCGGGAGUCAACGACGUCGAUCCUAUCAGAUCCGACUCAGGAGCUGGAGUGACCCCAACUGGUUUAACGGAAGCCAAUGAUGUAACCGAAACAGCUCCAACACAAUGAACCCCUCCGAUCGGGACUUCGAGUCAAGAUCGAUCUCUUCCGAUCAACCAGAUGACGAUCCUGGAACAAACUGGAGCUCGAGUUUGGAACUGUCCCAGAGAUAUAUCAUCCCUGACGACCUAAACCCGAUCCCAAUCCAGACCGAUCUCACCGACUCCUCUAGCCCAAACCCCAGGAGAACAAACCGAACUCCGAGGAAUGAUGACAACUCUAAUUGACUAGAUUCAUAGUCAAAGGGUCACCAACCAAGCUAUUGCUAAUAGACUGAACCAAGCCGAAAGGGAGCUCGCAGAGCAUCGAGCUGCAAAUAUUCGGGAAAGAAAUCAAACGCCCCUCGAUCAAUUAAGGACGACGUCCACCGCCAAAGCACUGGACUGUUCGGCACUCCAGAGAUCCCAAGCGCCCGAUCCAGACGCUACGCGAGAGAAAAUUCGCAACGACCCCCGCCGCAUGGCAUGACCCACCGAAGCUUUAGCUACAGUGGACUGGACGAUAUCGACACUGGACUCCAACGCCCACGAAGCACUCCGAUCCAAUUCCAGAACGGAUCGACGGAGAGGCAUGGGGAGCCAAGAACACGAAUCUCACCAGCAAACCAUUCUUUCCUCGAGAAUAGAACUCCAUCCGCGUCAAGGACCUUCCAUCAAGCAGGGUUCGAUAACUGUUUGAUUUUGAUGUCUCUUUGAUUUUGAUUUAUGAAUAGAUGGAUUCUUUACCAUUUUCUGUUCAAGAUGAUACAAAUAGAAAUUACACAAAGAAAAAUAAUACAAACUCGUGUUCCUCAACGUAAUAACAAAUCAAAAAGAUCAUAAAUCUUAUAUUAAGUUGUUCAAUCUUCUAACUUCAACAAUAUUGUUUCUGGUUUCACAAAGUCAAAUCAAGGAUACAUAGAAUAUUUUUUUAUUUGUUAAACAAUUCGGUUAUACCCGACAUAACCCAAACCCGAACCUUAAAAACCCGAACCCAAUCCGAAGUAUAAAAUAACCCGAACGGGUUCUGUACCUCUCCAUCCGAAAACCCGAAGCACCCGGCCCGAACCCGAAUGGAUACCCGAACGCUCGGGCCUAUUCGUUACUAUUUAAUUUACUUAAUAAUCACCUUAAAUGAUCAUAUUCUUAUUUUGACUAGGGGUAGGAAAAAAAACGAACGGAACCGACUCAAACCAAACCAACCAAACCAAAACCAAUUCAAACCGAACCAAUGUUUAUUUCAAACCAUUCAGUUGAAGAUUUUUCCAACCCGAAUGAUUCGGUUCGGUUCGGUCCGGUUUAAAACUGAACCAAACCGAGAAACCGAUGUGUUUUUGUAAUUAUUUAAAUUAAAAAUAUUAGUAGUACCAAUAUACUAAAAUUCUAAUACUAAACCACAUAUUUUUCAUUUUUAUUCAUUAACAUAUAUUCUUCAGACCUAAUAGGUAAUCAUCAAAAUAUUUGAUUUAAAAAAUAGAAAAUUUUAUAUUUUUAUAUUCUUAUAUAUAUGUAAAUGUGGUUGUUAAAUCUAAACAUAAAACCUAAAACAAAUUUUAUUAAAAUCAAUUUUUUUCCUCUCUGGUGUCACAUGGAAGAUGAUUCAUUGCAGACUUUUUAAUAAUGAUAUAAGAGAUAUUACUGACGAUUUUUUUUGUUAACUUUCAUUUCUUUUAAUUUUUAUAUACUUUUGUUACUCUUUUAAAGGUUUUUGUUUUAGUUUUAUAUUGAAUUUAGUUCACAUAGUUUAUAUUCAUAUAAUUCAUUUCUUAAAAUAUAAUUUCUCUUAAAAAAAUUAACUAAGAAGAAUCUAAUUAAACUGAUUCAAAAUUUAAAUUGAACCGAACCAAAGACAAACCGAACCGAAUAUAAACCAAACUAACUAUGGUUUAUUUCAGUUGGAAAAAUACUAUAACUGAACUAACCAAACCGAACCAAAUCUGAACUGAACCGAAAACAUAACCGAAGUACCGACAUCUAAUUUUGACGAUGAUGUCACAAAUUUAAAUGAAAAUAAAUAUUAAGACAAUGUUAUCUAUAACAGUGAGUAUCUUUUUAUUAGUGGAAACUGCAUUUUAGGGAAACAAAUCUCUGAGUAAGCUAGUUUUAUAUUUCUUUUUACUUUCAGGAUUUUAUUCUAAAUAAACAAAUGAUUUUGUGUCAAUAAUCCUAAUUCGAUUUUUCUUACCAUACAUUUAGUUGACUGAUUCAUCUCACAUCUAAGCUAAUAACACCCCAAAAUCAGUAAAACUCAUACAUCUAAGCUGUUUUCUAGAGUUUUACUUGUUACCACCCAAAUCGGCUACGUUGUAGUUCUUAUAUUUUUACAGUUUUGAGGUUUUCUCAUUUACCAUCACCAUCAUCAUCGAUGGGAAAGCACGGCGGUGCAAAGACCAGAACCGCUGUCUGUUUCUCAGAUGGAGUUAUCUUCUUUGCCGGAGCCUUCAUGUCUCUAAUUCUCGUUUGGUCCUACUUCUCAAUUUUUUCACCUUCCUCCAAUUUCACCCUAAUCGGCUUUCGACGAGGCACCGAACCGGCUAAAUGCUCCGGUUUCGACAUGCAAUUCGACCCGGAAGAUCCCGGUUCUUUUUACGACGACCCGGAUCUAAGCUACUCGAUCGAGAGACCAAUCACGGGAUGGGACGAGAAACGGAAACAAUGGCUCGAAUCGCACCCCUCGUUCAAACCCGGUUCAGAAAACCGGAUCGUGAUGGUAACCGGUUCGCAACCGGCGCCGUGUAAAAACCCGAUCGGAGACCAUCUACUGCUCCGGUGCUUCAAGAACAAAGUCGAUUACUGCCGAAUCCACGGCCACGACAUCUUCUACAGCAACUCUCUGCUUCACCCGAAGAUGAAUUCGUACUGGACGAAGCUCCCGGCGGUUAAGGCGGCGAUGCUCGCUCACCCCGAGGCGGAGUGGAUUUGGUGGGUUGACUCCGACGCCAUUUUCACCGAUAUGGAAUUCACGUUGCCGUUGCACCGUUACCGUUAUCACAAUCUAGUGGUUCACGGUUGGCCGAGUAUUAUCUACGAUCAACAGAGUUGGACGGCCGUUAACGCCGGCGUUUUCCUCAUUAGGAACUGCCAAUGGUCGAUGGAUUUGAUUGACACGUGGAAGAGUAUGGGCCCGGUGAGUCCUGACUACGCAAAGUGGGGUCCGAUCCAACGGUCUAUAUUCAAAGAUAAGCUCUUUCCCGAGUCGGAUGAUCAGACGGCUCUGAUUUAUUUGCUGUAUAAACACAAAGAGGUGUAUUACCCUAAGAUAUACCUCGAAGCAGAGUAUUAUUUCCAAGGGUACUGGAUCGGUGUCGUUGGGGGUUUCUUCGCUAACGUGACGGAGCGGUACCUCGAGAUGGAGCGAGAGGACGCCACGUUGCGGAGACGGCACGCGGAGAAGGUGAGCGAGCGAUACGGUGCGUUUAGAGAGGAGAGGUUUUUGAAAGGCGAGUUUGGAGGGAGAGGGAGUCGCCGGAGAGCGUUCGUGACGCAUUUCACGGGAUGUCAGCCUUGUAGUGGGGACCACAAUCCGAGUUACGAUGGUGACACGUGUUGGAAUGAGAUGAUCAGAGCCCUUAAUUUCGCUGAUAAUCAGGUGAUGCGCGCGUACGGGUACGUGCAUACUGAUCUGAGUAAGACUUCUCCUCUUCAACCUCUGCCGUUCGAUUAUCCUGAUGAGACAUGGUGAUUUCUGUUGUGUGGUUUAACUUUUAGUGAUUAUAAUGGUCUGGAAUAUUUACUAGUUCGUUGCAUUAAUCUUGAUUAGGAGUAAUUUGAAUGAUAAUUCAAAUUAAAAAAAACUAAAACUAAAAAGGAAUUGGACGUAGAGUAUUA
Brassica rapa (field mustard) is the source of this 7069-nucleotide messenger RNA. Its product is annotated as glycosyltransferase 6. Gene Ontology annotation, cellular component: endosome; membrane; trans-Golgi network. Gene Ontology annotation, molecular function: galactosyltransferase activity. Lineage: Eukaryota; Viridiplantae; Streptophyta; Magnoliopsida; Brassicales; Brassicaceae. The record is from RefSeq and is a predicted model, not a curated record.